UUGGUUUUUCUCCCGUAUGCGAACAGAAGCGGAAGAGGAGAAGAGAAGAGGAGAGAGAAGGGAUUGGCGUUUGCGUGGAAGAUAGGAGGAAUCUCUUCAAGAAAAGCAAAGAGAAAUAAAAGAAAGCAGAAGACAGGAUUCCUUUCAAUAAAUAGAAGAAGGAAGAACAAAGAAGAAUUACAGAAGCUUUUCAAGCAUUCAAGAUCUCUUUUUUCUCUCGGCCAAGGGCUGACCGACGAACGACGCCAGCCAUCGCUUUUGUAGCGUCGAUAGAUCGAUCGAUCGCCACCGUUGACGCCAUUGUCGUCCGGGAAUCCCGUCGGAUCUUUUCGGAAGAAAAAUACAGGAGACGGCCACUGAUUGUCGUGGAUCAACUGGGUUGAUUGGUAGGGGUGUCCACAAUUUCUUCAGGGGGAAGGACAAUGAGGGGUUUGAUUCAAUGAUUCAUUUCUGCACUUGUUCUGGAGGGUCUGCCUCUAUUCUUGAACAAACUAGAAAAAGAGAAGUGACAGAGUCUUGCAAGAAUUGUGGUGGGAAACCACUAGUUGAUGGGAGGGGAGGUCUACCAGGGAGCAUGCUGAGCACCGUGGGUAUUGAACUUACUAGAGUCAUUGACCCAGAAUUGAACUGGAAGACGGUUUCAAAAAGUAACAAGAGGGGCGCAAGGCGAGCGAGGGCCUCAUUGACUGCUAGCAAUAAAAAGAAGCAUGUUGCAGGGAGCUUGAAACGAAGUGAAGACCCAAUUGAUAAGGACCUGAAGGGGGUAGAGGACAUGCCAGUCUCUGAAUCUGAAAAGCAUCUGCAAAGCCCAUGGAUUAGUUAUAUGUGCUGCUGAUCUGACAGGCCCCAGAAUGGAUUUACCAUGCCCCCAAAGAUCUCCUUGAUGGGACUGGCCUAACCCUUUUGGUGACCUGGAAAUAGAUGGUUAAGGAAAGAAAUUCAGCAAAUGGUCCACCAAAGGCAAAAGAUUGGAUGGGGCCUAUCAGAUAAACAAUCUGCAUCAGCGAACCAUAGGCCCACUUGUACAAUGGAUAACCUGAGGAUAUUAUGCAUAUCGCCCGGCUGAGGAUCAUAUAAUCCUCUUGCUAUAAAUUCUGACUUGUAAAUUUGGCCACAGCCUUUUUCCUAUUCUUUUAACUUUGUUUUCUGU
Molecule: messenger RNA, 1150 nt
Organism: Magnolia sinica
Lineage: Eukaryota; Viridiplantae; Streptophyta; Magnoliopsida; Magnoliales; Magnoliaceae
Exons: 4
Coding region: 440-835 (131 amino acids)
Source: RefSeq, a predicted model, not a curated record